Molecule: messenger RNA, 1712 nt
Organism: Hyaloscypha bicolor E
Lineage: Eukaryota; Fungi; Ascomycota; Leotiomycetes; Helotiales; Hyaloscyphaceae
Product: L-Aspartase-like protein
Exons: 2
Coding region: 142-1581 (479 amino acids)
Molecular function (GO): catalytic activity
Source: RefSeq, a predicted model, not a curated record
GUCAGCUUUAAAUUACCCCAAUCUCUAAGAAUCACAUCCAUUGGGCUUCUGCGGGCUGCAGAUUUUCCUCGAAAGCUGCUGCUGACCCCCACCUCGCUGGCUUGAGCUGCGUCCGAAUUCGGAAGCAAGAAUAAUAGCAGAAUGUUCUUGUCGCGUGCUCUCCUCCGCACUCCAUUACUUCGCUCAAGAUUCGUGGUACCUUCCACGAUACUUCGACGAAAUAUGGGGUCCGUCAGUGCCAUAGAUUCGGCAAUAUUUCGAAGUUUAUUUGGGACGGACGAGAUACGGAAGGUUUUUGAUGAUACAGCGUACAUCAAUCGGUGCAUCGAUGCAGAGACAGCUUUGGCUCGUGCUCAGUCGCGAUGUGGAAUCAUACCGGGACAUAUUGGAAAGUCGAUCACCUCAAUGGUGAGUGGAGAGAGACUGGACCUCGAAAGACUUCGAAAAGAGACGGAGAUUGUGGGAUACCCAAUCUUGCCACUGGUGAGACAGCUUUCAUCAAUGUGUGAUGAGGAGGCUGGAAAAUACGUCCAUUGGGGAGCAACAACACAAGAUAUCAUGGAUAUCGCCAGCGUACUUCAGAUGAAGACUGGGCUGGAUAUUGUGGAAAGACUGCUUGCGGAUGUCCGCAGCAGUCUGGAAACGCUGGCUACAAAAUAUAAAGAUACGCCAAUGGCUGGGAGGACACAUUUACAGCAUGCCCUUCCAGUCACAUUCGGCUAUAAAUGUGCAGUGUGGCUGUCAAGUUUGCAGAGACACCAAGAACGGCUGAAACAAUUACGACCAAGAGCACUUCUGGUGCAAUAUGGUGGGGCAGCUGGAACGCUUGCCUCCUUGGGCGAUGGAGAUGAUGGCCUGAGAGUACGGAAAGAGCUGGCAAAAGAACUCGGCCUUGUCAAUCCCUCAAUCACAUGGCAUGUGGCACGCGAUGGCGUUGCUGAGAUUGUGAACUUCCUUGCACUUAUCGGAGGUUCACUUGGAAAGAUCGCACUCGAUCUGAUAAUCAUGUCUUCUAACGAAUACGGGGAAGUUUCCGAGCCUUUCGUACCCCACAGAGGUGCAUCCUCAACCAUGCCACAAAAGCGAAAUCCAAUAUCGAGUGAAGUCAUUCUGGCUGCUUCCAAGAUACUUAGAUCAAAUGCAGGGUUGGUACUUGAUGGCAUGGUCUCGGACUUCGAGCGAGCUUCUGGACCAUGGCACUUGGAAUGGGUGGCAAUUCCAGAGAGUUUUGUGAUUGCCGUGGGUGCCUUGCAUCAAGCUGAUUUUGCCCUCUCCGGGUUGGUGGUUAAUACAGAACAGAUGGGGAAGAAUUUGCGUUCCACACAAGGACUCAUUGUGGGUGAGGCAGUCAUGAUGGGACUUGCUCCACAUCUUGGAAGAGGCAAGGCUCAUGAUGUGGUGUAUGAAGCAUGCAAAGAGGUAAUCGAAGGAGAAUCUACACUCUUCGAUUGCCUGAUGAAAAAGAAGGAGGCUACUUCUUCUCUCGGUGAGAGCGAGUUGCGAUCACUCUGUGAUCCCUUCAACUACCUUGGAGCUUCACAGCAGAUGGUGGAUGAUGUACUGGCACUUAAAAGUCACUAAAUAAAAAAUACCAUCAUAUCGGGCUAAAUCGACUUCAUUCCGGAACUUCAGGGAUACCGGUAUUGUAUCCAGGGUGUACGAAGAGCCGCUCCGAACCAAUCAGGGCAAAUAUUGCGGCAAGACUUCUAGCC